This is a messenger RNA of Somion occarium, 1161 nucleotides long. The record is from the annotation of a GenBank genome assembly. NCBI's taxonomy places the organism in Eukaryota, Fungi, Basidiomycota, Agaricomycetes, Polyporales, Cerrenaceae.
AGCACUUUUUCAUUCUUCCACUUGUACUUCUUCCACAACGAACUUGCGCACAUACACGUACAUACAGUAUAUUGGCAAGAGCAUACGGUGGACCGUCCGACCUGGUUAUCUUGUCCACCCUAAUGAUGAUGAGAAAGAGGUGAGAGUUGCUCUACAGGUUCUUUUUCCAUCGUUACUGGGUAUCCGCCACUCUCCUUGUUUUGAUCAUGGAUGGCAGUGUCUAUCGACGGGGAGCGUUGUCUCGUCUCAAGCGGAACCAUGGGCUCAUGUCGCUCACCACGGGCGGCGUUGUAGACCACCUUCAUCCAUGUGGGGACGAUGCCACCAGGAGGAAUGACCCAAGGCUCAGAAGAGUCGUACGUAGGUGGAAGGAUGCGAUCGUUGCUGAUCUUGCGCAGGACCAACGCGGUACCGUUGAGGAGGACGUAGGAGAUGAUACCGGCGAUGACACCGUACGCGAUGUUGUAGCCCAAGGCGGGAUGGACGCGAAUAUAGGUGCGAAGAAGAUGGAGAUGAAGAACGCGAUGCCAGUAGUGAUAGCGGUGAAGUACCCAUGAGUGCACCCAUAGAGAUGGUGAAGGCGUCGACACAGUAGGCGAUAGUGGACCCUUCGAAGUCAAGCGUAACGGGAUCACGGAGACCGGCGAAUUUGGCCAUGGAGUAGAGCGUUCCGGUGGUAUCUAAGAACCAAGAUGUCAGGAUCGAGAGUAAAAUACUUACGAGAUCAACCUACCAAGGAUAUCGACAUAGAGGAACGUGAUUAGAGCGUACCAAACACGACCAUUUCCGUAGUUGAACUACAAGCACAUACGCUCCGCCGAUCUUCUCCAAAGGUCUGAAUGUGACAACCUUCUUGAAGAAAUCGAAACUGCUAUCGCCCGCAGGGGUAUGAGGGAAGUAGGUUAUAGCUGUUGGACGAGGCCAACUGACAAUACUUGUGAUGAAGAUACCGAUGAGGAUGGCACCCUUGAUACGGUAGAGCAUGAGGAAGACAGUGAGGAUACCACCGAGGAAAAUGCCAAGCCAGACAGUGGGACUUUGGAGGACGCGAGAGUUACAGAAGUUGGGUAGAUCCGGGAGCAUGUCUUCGGGUUUGCAACCACCGAGUCCUACAAAGUUUGUCUUGUCACCACCAAUGACGCCUAUACCGCCAGAUGCUUG